Molecule: messenger RNA, 1474 nt
Organism: Drosophila mauritiana
Lineage: Eukaryota; Metazoa; Arthropoda; Insecta; Diptera; Drosophilidae
Exons: 2
Coding region: 712-1308 (198 amino acids)
Source: RefSeq, a predicted model, not a curated record
UUGGCGCGCCGAGUUUCAUCAUCGUACGCCACUGACCCAGUUCAGGCAUUUAUCACAACGGCACACACACGGAUACAGGCGAUUGUCCUGAGGGUCUGACCCCAGCACAAUGAAUGACCCCCCAUAUCGCAUCCUCAACCUCUUCCCCUUUCCCCACCACUCCUCUUCCACUGCCCGUCCCGCUGCUGACUAAGUGGACUUUUAUUUCACUACUAUUACGGCCCAAGCUGCGUAUACGCAAUGAAUAGUUUCGCUGCCAAGCUUUUGCCUUUUUCUGCCUUCAGUUGCUCGCUGGCCAUCUUCAGUUGCUAAGCGAUUUAGAUUUGGGCACAUAUCUCACGGUUCUUGAUGGGUUAUUUGCUCUCUGUGAGAGAUAAAGAGCCACUGGCUAAAACUCUUCAGACGCUUGCCUGAAUCACAAUCAUUGUUAAAUGUCUGGCCCCCGGCGGCGUCCAUUCAUAAAUUUAAAACAAAUAAACCCCCACCUAUCACUUAUCUGCCGGUUCUUCACCUACGAAACGUCAUUGGCUUGAUGACGUAAUGUGUCAUCUUUAUGAAAUUAUAAAUAAUUUAUUUCCUUUGGACAAGCGCCGAUUCAACAUGGAAAUUUCAGAUAGAUAAGACUAUCUACGACUUGCUCUGUUUCCCAGUCCAUUGAAUUGAGUAGAGUAUGUUCAGUAGACGAACGCCUUUCGAGCGAACAAGUCAGCCAUGAGCUACCAGAAUUUCCUAGGUUUUCUGCUCUUGCUGACCCCUUCUUUUAUCGAGGCCUAUGGAGAUCAAAGUCGCUAUCGGUUGUAUUUGCAAUCAGAUUACGCUCUGCAAACAAUCAGCACUCAGCUAGUUUCGCAGGCAAUUGAGCUGGUGGACUAUAUGGUGGAAGAUCUGAUCGUCUUGGACUCGCAGAACUCCAUUCUGUUGGGCUACUUGGAUCGUUUCGACGCCUUCACUGCCGUAGAUGCGAAUAAAACCGAGCAUAAGCUAAAUGCCUUCUAUGGCGUGAUUGAGGAGUAUCUAGAUUCGGAUACCACGGGGGAUCCACUGAGAACUUCCAGUAUCGAGACCCAGUUGAUUGCCCUUUGCCUGCAGCGCAACGGAUUCGAUCGAUGGAAGCGCACGGUUCAGACCCGGACAGCCCAGCUCCAAAAGCUAAUAUACCGGAAGUUGAGGAAGCACCUGGAGUCCAUAGACAGGGAGGAUCGAUUGGCUGUGGAGCGCAGGUGGAAGAGAAUCCUGACUCGUGGCGGCCCCCGAAGAUUGGAGAAGCUGAGAGAAUUCGUCAAAUGGCUGGGAAAUUUCAGAGAUUAGAGGGUGGCGGCCCGGGUGAACGAAUUGUUAGGCAAUAUGAUAUGCCGUUUAGUGAUAAGAAGAGUUAUAAACAUUAUUUAUGGGUGUGUGGAGCAAGAGAAUGUUUGUGGUUUAAUUAUAACCGGCCAUGACCUUGAGGUAUUAUCAAUAAAAGCAAUAUAAAAAA